GACGCAUUUACAGGAUGCCAGAUCCUACCGUGUUCACACAAGGUCCACAAGGAAUGCGCCACACAAAUGAUCCGAAGCGGAAUGUAAGUAUAAUCUUGCCUUUUGUAUCUGCGCAUGCAGAUAUAUUGCUUGUUAGUUUGUUUCCAAUCAAUUACCAGUAUUAUUAAAUUAUGCAACUAUAUGCUUGUAACCUGCAAACAGGCGUAAAACAAUAUGGCGUCUCACAACUCAAUCUUAGCAUGCAAUCUCAUUGCCAUCUGAAACCAUUUGAACAAGCUACCAAUUGAGCACCAGCAACCACCACUACAAUUCUAACAAGAACAAAAAUAACAAUAGCGACAAUAGCCAUAAUAGAAAAGUACAGUACAGUACAGUACAGUCAACAAAUACAACGAUAAAGACGACACAUAAUAUGUAUUAGCACAACUUCAUGUAUGCUUGUACCUACUGUUGAUUAGGUUCCAUAUUCGUUUAAUUGCCUGCACUGAGAAAACUCCGUGCAUGUAUUAUCACAAGACAACAUGCAGUGAAAACUCGGUUUUACCAAAACCGUGAAUCCUUCCUCUCGCUCGAAAAAAGUGCGAUGUUUUCGCGUUAAAACAUCCAGGUAUGUGACCGCAUCGUGGGAACGGCGACGUCUGAUUGGUCCACGAGUAAUUAUUUUGACAUAGCUCAGAAAUUUUAUUCAGAACACAUGACACGUUUUUUCAGGCGACAGGAAGCACCCAUGGUUAUCGCAAUAAACAUCUUGUUUUGUAAACAUUUACAUGAACACAAGACCUGUAUAUUAUUGCGCACCAAAUAAAAUUUGCAUGCAAGGUGCUCCUUUUUUCACGAUUUCUACUUAUUUGUUGUGUAAAGGCCCGGUCACACUACACAACGAUAUGAUAACUUGUAUACGCGCGCUGAUUGGUAAAAAAAAUUAUCGUUAUCAUCCGACUGAAAAAAAAAAUCGCUGGGGUGAGCGAUUUUAAAAUCGUUAUCGUCAAACGAUAAUUUUAUCAUUUUCGUUGUAGUGUGGACAACAACAUAAUUUUUUUGACCAAUCAUCGCUUGUUUACAAGUUAUCGUAUCGUUAUCGUUGUGUAGUAUGACCUGGGCUUAAUACGAUCCUUCUAUUUCAGUUUAGUCAAUAAUUAUAUUGUACAAUUUUCAAACUUUCUUACGUUUAGUACUCGAUGCCCCAUCUGCCGGGAGAGUUUUGCUCACAAGUUAGAAAGGCACCCCAUUACUGGGAAGCGUCAAGGCAAGAAAUAA
Molecule: messenger RNA, 1257 nt
Organism: Paramuricea clavata
Lineage: Eukaryota; Metazoa; Cnidaria; Anthozoa; Malacalcyonacea; Plexauridae
Source: the annotation of a GenBank genome assembly